AUGUACAGACUGACUCGGACAGACAUAAGCCAGGUUCGAUGGCUGCUCCCAAGGACCCUUUCUGCCGCCCAGCACCCGCACACGGAUGGCUCAGCAGCUGCCAUGGCUCUUCCGCCAGAGCCUGUCCAGUACAACCAGUCGCUCGCAGGAGUCCUAGAUGAUUGUUUAUGUGACAUAGAAAGCAUCGAUGACUUCAAUACUUUCAAGAUCUUCCCCAAAAUACAGAAACUGCAAGAACGCGAUUACUUCAGAUAUUACAAGGUCAACCUGAAGAGACCAUGCCCAUUUUGGGCUGAUGAUGGCCAUUGUUCUAUCAAAGAUUGUCACGUAGAGCCUUGUCCUGAGAGCAAAAUACCUGUUGGAAUUAAGGCUGGGAGCUCUAAUAAAUAUUCAAAAGCAGCAAAUAAUUCCAAAGAACUGGAAGACUGUGAGCAAGCUAACAAACUGGGAGCUGUUAACAGUACCUUAAGUAACCAAAGUAAGGAGGCUUUCAUUGACUGGGCAAGAUACGAUGAUUCACAGGAUCAUUUUUGUGAACUUGAUGAUGAGAGAUCUCCAGAUGCACAGUAUGUGGAUUUGCUGCUGAAUCCAGAACGUUACACUGGAUACAAGGGGCCUUCUGCUUGGAGAGUGUGGAACAGCAUCUAUGAAGAAAACUGCUUCAAGCCUCGAUCUGUCUAUCGUCCUUUAAAUCCACUGGCGCCUAGUAGGGGAGGAGAUGAUGGAGAAUCUUUCUACACGUGGCUAGAAGGUCUUUGCCUUGAGAAAAGAGUGUUUUAUAAACUCAUUUCUGGACUUCAUGCUAGCAUCAACUUGCAUCUGUGUGCAAAUUAUCUUCUUGAAGAAACCUGGGGGAAGCCUCGCUGGGGAGCAAAUGUGAAAGAGUUCACUCGCCGCUUUGACCCCGCUGAAACAAAAGGAGAAGGACCAAGGAGGCUCAAAAAUUUGUAUUUCUUAUAUUUGAUAGAGCUGCGUGCUUUGUCAAAGGUUGCACCGUACUUUGAGCGUGCAGUUGUUGACCUUUACACUGGAAAUGGCCAUGAGGAUGCUGAAUCUAAAGCUCUGUUACUAGAUAUCUUCAGGGAUACAAAGUCCUUCCAUAUGCACUUUGAUGAAAAGUCCAUGUUUGCCGGAGAUAAAAAAGGAGCCAAGUCACUAAAGGAAGAAUUCCGAUUGCAUUUCAAGAACAUAUCCCGCAUAAUGGAUUGUGUUGGGUGUGAUAAAUGCAGGCUGUGGGGCAAGCUGCAGACUCAAGGCUUAGGAACUGCUCUGAAGAUCUUAUUUUCUGAGAAAGAAAUACAGAGCCUUCCUGAGAAUAGCCCAUCAAAAGGUUUUCAGCUCACACGUCAAGAAAUAGUUGCUCUUGUAAAUGCCUUUGGAAGGCUUUCCACAAGUAUAAGAGAGUUGCAGAAUUUUAAAGUUUUAUUACAACAAACUAGGUAAUGAAGGCCUUUGCACAACCAGUUAGCGAAGACCAUUUACGUGACUGCAUUGAGCAGGAGGAACUGAUCCUUACAGGACUCGUGGGAACUGAUAAAAAGUAAAAUCAAAUACCAACUUGAAUAUUUAUGUUUAAAUUAGGAAUGGAUAUUAAUUAGAAAAGAUAUUUAUGAAUGAAAUAUAUAGUUUUUAAAUGUGUAAAUUAUGCUGAUCUGUUUAUUUUUUAAGUUCUCUGCUCACAGUUCUGUUGUACUGAAACUUCAUAAACUUUCUUUAUCUCCUUGUCUUUCUGAGACAGUUAUUUUAUAUGAAAACGUGUGUACCUCCACCCUGCCUCGGCCUGUCCUGAGAGAGGUGGAGCACCUCUCGCCUCUCCCCAGUACUGAGCCUCAGUAUAUUCUGAGGAUUGGCUAUGCCGAUUCUGGCUGGCUAAAAG
Molecule: messenger RNA, 1876 nt
Organism: Opisthocomus hoazin
Lineage: Eukaryota; Metazoa; Chordata; Aves; Opisthocomiformes; Opisthocomidae
Source: RefSeq, a predicted model, not a curated record